GAUCAACAACUGUGUGGGAAUGGGCUCACUUUAAUCACAGGAUAAUGAUAAUUACCGAUUGAUAUUAUCAGAUAUGUUAUGUUCCCCACUCUCAAACAAAACACGAAUGUUAUCUCAUGGCAAACUACCGAAUUUUAAAGUUUAUUAAGAGAAAUUAUAUACAGAAAUAGUGCCUCCUGGGUAUUGGAACGGCCUCAAACUCUACCACAUGGGUAAUGCAUCCCGUGGGACGCCCCAAUGCUCCGAAAACACUUCCGAAGGACCAUCCUCUGACGGGAAUGGAUUUCACCAUCGACCCAAGGGAGUUGGCAACACUGAUGCGUGAGGCUGUGAAGAGUCGGAUCGAGUUCGAUGAAACUGCGCUGAGCAGCGGAAACCACACUCUCUGCGCCGGCCAGAAAGCUGUCAUUCACUCUGAAAACUUCCCUAAGAGGUACCCCAAGAAUCACAGGAGUUCCUGGGUCAUUGAGGCAACAUCAACAGCAUCCACGAUAUCGAUUUUCUGCACCACCUUCAUCCUGACGAAGACCAAGCCCUGCAGAGGGACUUACCUCGAACUCAUUGGUGGAGACCUCAACGAACGGUUCUGCGGGAAGAGAAAUGGCCUCCUCCAACAUAGCACAACAAACGUCCUGGAGAUCAACUUCCGAACUCACAAGAAGAAGAGCCCGAGAGAUGGCUUCUGGUGCAUCGUCUCAGCUUCAGAAGUUAUGACUACAACCACCGGGGCCCCAGAAUCUACAACUGCUACCUCUGAAGCAUCAGAGGCUACAACCACCACUGCCCCAGAAACCCAAGCACAAACUACAGCGUCCCCAGAAACUACAGAACCAACUACAGCCUCCCCAGAAACCCAAGAGCCUACGGCUACCUCCAAUUUGAUAGCAACAGGCCCAGAACCUAGUUGUCGUCCUUGUGGAACUGUCAACCGAGCAACCCGCCUCACCUACGAUGGAGUGACCGAAGUCAAUGAAUACCCUUGGCAUGUGGCGCUCGUUUACCCCGCCACAAACGAACCAUUCUGCGGUGGAGCUCUUUACAACGAUCUGUUCGUUAUAACAACUGCAGCGUGUGCUAUGAUGGUCGCAUCUUUGAGAAACGGAGCAGAGGUCCUCCUUGGCUCCCACAACCUUCAUCACCCAACACCCACCCUGCAGAGAAUACCAGUUGAAAGCGCUGCCUAUCAUCCAGAGUUCAAUUACGAAGACUGGAACCACGACGCUGGAAUUCUGCUUCUCUCCAGACGGGCACAGCUAAAUUACUGGGUCAAACCUCCCUGUCUUCCCGACCCUUACGAAACUUACGAUAAUGUUGAGGCUGUUCUCACUGGUUAUUCAGGGAAUAUCACAGCUACUCCAUACGAAGUUGGAAGGAGGAUCUUAUCAAGACAACAGUGCACCCAAAUGUUUGGUACAUACGCGACACCUGAUAAGGUUUGCGCCAUGAACCCAGAAGGCGGAUAUGAUAUGCAUUAUAUCGGCAUGGGUAGCCCGUUAGCCAUGGAAGAAGAAGAUGGUAGAUGGGUUCUCAUUGGUCUGUCUUCUCUUGAGCCAAUGGUGCUCUUCACCAGCUUGGCUCAGUAUUUGGAAGAUCUUGAAAAGCUAACAACGGAUGGAACGAAUGGCCUGUGUGAUGGCAACACUGAGCAAUCUACUACCUCCACACAGAGGACCACCACCACACCUGCACCAACCACAGCUGGAACUGGAUCUCCCACAGUGGACUGUAAGUGUGGACGCAUAAACUCAGUCAACAGGAUCGUAGGAGGAGUCGAGACCGGUGUCCACGAAUACCCCUGGCAAGUGGCCAUCACUGGUGCCUCCAGCAAUGUUCCAUUUUGUGGAGGUUCCAUCAUCGCUGACCAGUGGAUCCUAACUGCUGCUCACUGCGUUUCAGAUGCUCGGCCUAGGAACAUUAAAGUCGUGAUCGGCGAACAUAACUGGAGCAACCAGACGGAGACUUAUGUAACUGAGAGGAGAGACGUCGGAAGGAUCGUCGUCCACUUCGGUUACAACUCGACCAACUUAGAUAAUGACGUUGCUUUGCUGAAACUGACCACACCAAUUGCUUUCUCGCCCGACAACAAAGUCGCCCCUGUCUGCAUGCCGAUCGCUGGCGAAUGGUACAGGGAAGUGAUCGCUACGGUUACCGGAUGGGGGGUUCUCUCCCAAGGCGGUUCUCAGCCUUAUGUGCUACAUGAAGUGGACGUCUCGACUAUGCCGAACUUCAAGUGCCAGACAUUCUACGGCGAUGCUCCCAUUACGAGGAAUAUGAUCUGCGCCGGUGUCGAGGAAGGCGGACAGGAUUCUUGCCAGAAUGAUUCAGGCGGCCCUAUGGUUACUGCUGGAGACGAAGCAGAGACUCACGUAGUCCAGAUCGGCGUGGUGUCCUGGGGCAACGGUUGUGCCCAACCACAAUACCCUGGGGUAUACGCCCGUGUAACCAGAUAUCUCCGAUGGAUCAGGCGAGUUACCAGCGGUUCUCUCGUGUGUCCUGUGGCGUAGAUUUCCGACUGAUUCAAUGAUGUUACUUUCUACAAGAUAUAUAAUAAUAAUAAAAAAACAAGCUAGACUCAUUUAUACAAUCACUUGUGUAAAUACUCUCUGGGGUUAAAAACUGGUUGUGGUAUAAGAAUUUUUCCGUCA
Messenger RNA from Macrobrachium nipponense, 2645 nucleotides. Its product is annotated as transmembrane protease serine 9-like. Lineage: Eukaryota; Metazoa; Arthropoda; Malacostraca; Decapoda; Palaemonidae. The transcript has 19 exons. Gene Ontology annotation, cellular component: extracellular region. Gene Ontology annotation, molecular function: serine-type endopeptidase activity. Gene Ontology annotation, biological process: proteolysis; complement activation. The coding region runs from base 216 to 2504 and encodes 762 amino acids. The record is from RefSeq and is a predicted model, not a curated record.